GCAAGAUUUUCUCCAGAAGAUGGGAUUGUGUUAGCGUCAAUAGAUCUACGAUUUCUGUAGCUCAGGUUGCCGAGCUAGAGCUACGACCGAUCAGUCGACGACUAGACUGAAUCCGUGUUCGAAUCUCAUGCUUAUUCAUGCAUCUUAUACCUUAAUUGAUGGAUCCAAGCAUUCUUCUUCUCUAACAGAAAUUCUGUAACUUCAUUCCUAUCUCUCUCUUUUUUUUUCUUACAAGAUAUCCUCUGAAUUCCAAGUUUGUGCCUGCAAAUUGCAAGAUGACAGUAUUUUAUUUGUGGUGUAUCAAUGCAUUGCUUAUGCUAGCAUGCUUUCUUAAUAUGAAAAGUUUGUCUUGCUAUAGGGCUUUGCAUUCUAGGCUCUAGGAUAGCAGUGAGGAAAGAACAAUUUCAGGUGAAUUGGAUGAUGUUAACUUUGGUAGUAUGACACUGAAGCAAAUUAAGGAGAGAUGCGAAGCAAAGAAAAGGAAACCUGGAAUGUUCAGGGAUGUCAUCAUUCAAAGCUACAACAUCUUCCUGAAAGGCUCCUUUCAAACUGGAAGGCAAUUUCUCCAGCAUCUCAGAAAAAACUGUGCAAGGCUAUGGAGUCUGGUGACUUAGGUGAUGAAGAUUAUUACAAGUAUGCUAGGAAAUUAUGCUACAGGAAUUUGAAUGAAAAUAAGAUCGGUAGGCUUGGAAGAGCCUAUCAGAACCGGAUAUUUGAUCUCACUAUUAGCCCUGAGCGGAUCAUCAGGAAACUGAAAAGUGAGGAAUAUGGUUUCCAUUAUAAAGACAUUCUUAAGGUUCCUCAUCCUUCUCGAACUAUACCGUGUUUUGCCACUGGGAGCCCUCUGUCCAAAGUUGUUCAGAGACUGCCAUUUCAUUUCACAGAAGCAAAUGCGUGAUAUUGAAUCUAUUACAACUAAACUUACAAAAGAGGUGAACUCCGUGAAGGACAUUGUUCAGGAAACAUGGCAGUCCAAGGUCUAUCCAGCUAUGCCCUUGAAACACAGGGCA
Messenger RNA from Populus trichocarpa (black cottonwood), 1010 nucleotides. RefSeq lists its product as uncharacterized. NCBI's taxonomy places the organism in Eukaryota, Viridiplantae, Streptophyta, Magnoliopsida, Malpighiales, Salicaceae. The record is from RefSeq and is a predicted model, not a curated record. Bases 464 to 898 code for a protein of 144 amino acids. The transcript has 3 exons.